Molecule: messenger RNA, 699 nt
Organism: Drosophila yakuba
Lineage: Eukaryota; Metazoa; Arthropoda; Insecta; Diptera; Drosophilidae
Gene: mago
Product: protein mago nashi
Exons: 2
Coding region: 113-556 (147 amino acids)
Biological process (GO): RNA splicing
Cellular component (GO): catalytic step 2 spliceosome; exon-exon junction complex; nucleus
Source: RefSeq, a predicted model, not a curated record
AUCCCGUGGCUUCCACCACCAUCGCGUUGUCGUAAAAGAAAAAACCUGGGAAAGCAGAAACUGGCAUUUUCCUGCAAAAUUAUAAUAGUUUCUCAAUAAACUAUAAGCAAUCAUGUCCACGGAGGACUUUUAUUUACGCUACUACGUCGGACACAAGGGCAAGUUCGGGCACGAGUUCUUGGAGUUCGAGUUCCGGCCGGAUGGCAAGCUGCGGUACGCCAACAAUUCCAACUACAAGAACGACACCAUGAUCCGCAAGGAGGCCUUCGUCCACCAGUCCGUGAUGGAGGAGCUAAAGCGGAUCAUCAUCGAUUCGGAGAUCAUGCAGGAGGACGAUCUUCCCUGGCCGCCACCAGAUCGCGUGGGUCGACAGGAACUGGAGAUCGUCAUCGGGGACGAGCACAUCUCGUUCACAACCUCGAAAACCGGAUCAUUGGUGGACGUGAACCGAUCGAAAGAUCCCGAGGGCCUGCGAUGCUUCUACUACCUGGUGCAGGAUCUUAAGUGCCUGGUCUUCUCACUCAUCGGGCUGCAUUUCAAGAUCAAGCCCAUAUAAGCCGUAUCCUCCACCCCAAAUAUAGCCUAUUUAUCGGACACAUCGUAUUUUGUAAUGGAACCUCUACAAUACUUGUAAUUGUAUUAGCUAUAACGUAGUACUUUUUGGUACAGUUUGCAGUGAAUAAAAAAUGAUGGAGAAUA